AUGGGUGACGCUGAAAAACUCGCGGAAAUCCGCGAAAGGAAGGCGAAGAAUGUUAUGAGGGAGUUGAAGAUCCAGAAGCUCUGCCUUAAUAUCUGUGUUGGAGAGUCCGGUGAUCGACUUACUCGUGCUGCGAAGGUGUUGGAGCAGUUAACUGGUCAGACCCCUGUGUUCUCAAAGGCGAGGUACACCGUACGAUCGUUUGGUAUCAGAAGGAAUGAAAAGAUCGCCGUGCAUUGCACUGUUCGUGGUCCCAAAGCUGAAGAAAUCCUUGAGAAGGGUCUGAAGGUCAAGGAAUUCGAGUUAUACAGAGAGAACUUCUCCGACUCUGGAAAUUUCGGCUUCGGAAUCCAGGAGCACAUUGAUCUCGGCAUUAAGUACGAUCCAGGGAUCGGAAUUUAUGGUAUGGACUUUUACGUGGUCCUUGACCGUGCCGGCCGUCGUGUUGCCAAAAAGAGACGCGCCACUGGUCGCGUCGGACCAAGUCACCGUGUGGGUCGCGAGGAGGCUGUGAAGUGGUUCCAACAGAAGUAUGAUGGUAUUAUACUGCCACCCAAGCCCAAGGUCAAGCGAACUGUUCACCGCAGACGAUAA
Necator americanus (New World hookworm) is the source of this 591-nucleotide messenger RNA. RefSeq lists its product as uncharacterized. Lineage: Eukaryota; Metazoa; Nematoda; Chromadorea; Rhabditida; Ancylostomatidae. Bases 1 to 591 code for a protein of 196 amino acids. The transcript has 4 exons. Gene Ontology annotation, biological process: translation. Gene Ontology annotation, cellular component: ribosome; cytosolic large ribosomal subunit. The record is from RefSeq and is a predicted model, not a curated record. Gene Ontology annotation, molecular function: structural constituent of ribosome; RNA binding.